AAAGGUUUCGUUUUCUGAAUUUCGUCGUAAACCCUGUAAAAAUAUUAUAAUAACGCAAAAUGCUUUGAACUUAUUAUUUAUUUACGUCAAAAAUGUUGCGUAUUUUUACCCUCGAUUGUUUUUAUUUAAUGUGUACCUAAUAAUUCUUUCUUUCUGAUCUCAUUAUUUAGAAUAAUUGUUGUAAUUGUUGAUGUUAUACCUGCUUUCUCCCGAAAGCUUGCAUAGUCAGGAUCUGGUGCUUUCAUGUUUUAUCAGCUGUCUCUAUGUUCAUUCAGGUGGAACCUGUCAGAGCCUCAGUUCUGGAUGUAUUAGUCUGUUGUGUAGAUAUGGUUCUUAACACCGAAUGGGUGCAGAUUGAAGCAAUAGACUUAAAUAGUGAUGGUUCUUCUUGGGGAUUUGGUAUAACUGGUGGUAGGAGCACUGGUGUUGUGGUGAAAACUAUAGUUCCUGGCAGUGUUGCUGAUAAAGAUGGCAGAUUGCAGAUAGGCGAUCACAUUAUCCAAAUUGGAGACAUAAGUCUUCGAGGUAUGGGUUCAGAACAAGCUGCCAUGGUUUUAAGACAAUGUGGUUGUCAAGUCCAUCUUAUAGUUGCUAGACCUGUUGAAUCUAACCCCCCUAAGGAAAAUCUAAUUUCAAGUGCUUCUGCUAUCGUUCCUACCCGUAUUCUUAAUGAACCAGAAGAGUUAGAACAACAACUUAAUUUAUACCAAUCUGGAUCAAAUGGUUUUCCUGAUUCUAUGUUGACAGAUAUGUAUUGUCAGGAAACUCCGGCCUUAGUUCAUAGAGAUUCUGUAAUAUAUAGAGGUAGAAGUGAUAAAAUGGAUAUGGAAAGUUUUGAAGUCAACUUGGUGAAGGAUCAUCAGGGAUUAGGCAUUAUUGUUGCUGGCUAUGUAUGUGAACGAGAGGACAUAUCUGGUAUCUUUGUUAAAAGUAUUGCUAAAGGAAGUGUUGCAGACUUAUGUGGCCAGAUACGAGUUCAUGAUCAGGUUGUAGAGGUUGAUGGCCACCCUUUAAAAGGUUAUUCUAAUUGUGAGGCUGUGGAAAUUUUAAGGAAUACUGGAAAGUAUGUUAAACUUCAAUUAGCUCGGUACAAUCAUGGUUCAAAGUUUGAACAUUUGCAAGAAGCAAUGGGAGCUGAAAGAAUACAUAAUGCAUAUGAUUGCACAACUUAUAGGAAAUCAUUAACUACUUCCAUUUCUGAUAAUAACUUUCCUGUGCAAUUUCCAGUUGAAGAAAUAAAAUCAAAGUGGGAAAAAUUGCUAGGACCUCGAAGUGAAGUUAUUGUUAGCACUUUGCAAAAAAAUGACAACGAAAUAGGGUUUGGACUAAAUGUUGAAACUAAAUGGGACGGCUGUUCUUCUCUUCACCAUUUUAUUUCAGAUAUUUGUAAAGAUUAUUCUGUUGAUAGGAGUGGGAUGUUUUUUAUUGGAGAUGAAUUAUUAGAGGUGAAUGGUCAUCAGUUGCGGAAUGCUGAAUAUUCAGAAGUGCUUUCCAUUUUUAAGUCACUGCCUCCAAACAUAUAUUUAGUGUGUGGGAGAUCACAUCAUUGGACUAGUAAUUUGUCUCUCAUUCCAUGGUCAGAAAGAAUGGUGAAAGCAAAGUCCGACUCCUCCCUCUUGACCAAAAAGUUCUGUGAAACUGAUUAUAACAACAUGAACAGAAGAUCAUUGGAAGUUUUGUCAUCGCUUGCAACAUGGAGCAGUGAUCCACACUUCAUUGAUCUUAUUAAGGGAGAGGAAGGGUUGGGAUUCUCUAUAGUGGAAUACAAGGACAAUUUAGCUCCUACUGUCCAAGAUGAAAAUGUAAUCAUAAUUUGGAGCUUAGUACCAGGAGCUGCAGCGCAACGAGAUGGUCGACUCUUGCCUGGAGACAGGCUCCUAUCAGUAAACAACAUAAAUUUCCGUCAUACCAAUGUUGAUAUGGCUACUCAAGUAUUAAAACACCUGCCUAAGGGGGUUGUACGCUUAGGAAUUGCUAAACCUACCACAUUAUCCAAAAGUGUUCCUUGUAAGAUAUCUUUUAAAGAACCAAUUGAAACCAAACGUGAAUAUCUACCAAAUGGAUCUUCUCUGCGAGUUUUUGAGUACAAUGGUGUUUGUCAUACUUAUGAGGAGCCUUUAACUUUGUAUGGGACGCGGUCUCAAACUCCUUCCUCUUUAUUCUCCUUUGGAAAUGAUUCUCGUUGCUCAACUCCUUUUAGCAGUCCUGGAUUAUCAUCAUCUGGAAAACUUUGGGCCUUUGAUGUGCCUAUCUUGCCAGCUGCCCUUGAAAGAAUUGUAAAAAUUAAAAAAGGAAAUAAUAAACUUGGUCUUAUUCUUGACAUAGCUGAUAGAGGGCAAAAUGGCAUGAUUGUAAAAUCUAUCCGUCCUGCAAGUGCUGUUGACAAAGAUGGAAGUAUUCAGAUAGGUGAUUACAUUUUAGGUGUAAACUCCGAAAAUAUGCGAAAUAUAACUAGAUCGCAAGCGAGAGCUAUAAUAAGGCGAGCAGAAUUAACCAGUUCUGAUAUUGUGGUCAAAUACAUACCAGCUGGUGAUGCUGCUGUACAUCAACAGUCUGCAGUUUUAGCAAAAAUCCAUGAAGGUUCUGUUUCACCUACACCUUCAAUUAUAUCACGUCAACCAUCACCAAGAGUGUUCCCAGCAUAUUACAGGUCUCCAUAUUUUCCUCACAAGAGUUCAAAAAGCACACCUGACCGUGAUGAUGCUGAUGGCCAAAUUUCUCCCUUCAGCUUCCUGAGUGAAGAUGAUGUUUUAGCCACUCCUUCAUCUUUGUACACUGACAAUUUUGAUUCUUCUUCGGAUGAUCUCUUGCUAGAUCAAUCUUCUGAUGGUGGGAUGAAGGAAAACGAGCAGAGUGAAGCAUUUCCUGGAGUCGAAGAUAGGAUACUACUCUUUCAGGGAAGUAAACAUCAAGUGCCUUCAAAAUUCAGCAGAAUGUCAACUUCACCCACAGUGUCUCCAGUACAAGAUGAAUCACCUCAACAACAAAUAAGUCCUGAACUUCUAAGUCCUGACUCAAUUCCAGAGCAUCCAUUACCUGAAUCAUCAUCGAUGAUUGUAAACUCUGAAGUAACAAGUCCAGUAGUUACUUCUGUUGGAUGUAGUUGGGGUGUGAAUAAAACAGUUGAGCUUGUUCGUGAGCCUGGUCAAGAAAUUGGAAUUGGUGUGGUCAUGGGAUGUAUUGAUGUACAAGAAGAAGAUCAACCUGGAAUUCCUUUGUCUGGAAUAUUUAUCAAACAUAUUGUUCCAGACAGUAUUGCUGGGAGGCUUGGAACCAUUAAUCGAGGAGAUCGUAUUGUUGCAGUCAAUGGAAUUGAUUUACAGAAUGCCUCUUAUAAUGAAGCUAUUGAUAUUAUUCAAAAUUCAGAAAAUCCUAUUCGUCUUACUGUGCAGAGUUUAGUGCCUUGGCUUCCAUCUAGCAAUGAAAAUAUAGCACAAAAUCCAUCCCCCGAGCCAAUAUCUAGUCCACUUCCAAGCCCUCGAGCAUCUUUCCAUGCUGAGAAGUUAAAACAACGUUCAAUGUCUGAAGAUGAAGAUCUAAUACUUGAUACUGAUUUUCAAGGAAAGGUAUACACUUCCAAAGGAGUUGAGAUUGAUCGUAAUAGUGCUGGAUAUCUUAAAAUACCUGAUGAUGAUGAAGAAGAAGAUGAAUUUGGCUAUACUAACAGGAAAGUUGAAAGAAAGUAUGGUGAUUUUAAAGGUAGUGCGAUGUUAGUUGAAAUUGAAAAGGGUGCUAAUGGAUUAGGUGUUAGUUUAGCAGGUAAUAAAAAUCGCUCUAAGAUGAGUACUUUUGUUUGUGGACUGUUCCCAAAUGGGAAUGCUGCAAGAACAGGUACAAUUUUAGUUGGAGAUGAAUUGUUGGAGGUGAAUGGAAUUGUGUUAUACAACCGGUGUCAUUUAAAUGUUUCGGCUACAAUUAGAGGGAUAAUGACAAAAACAUGCAAGUUUGUUAUUCUGAGGAAAGAAAAUAGUAUUGAGGAAAUGGCUGUUAAGCCUCUUACACAUUUCCCUAUGGACUUAGAAAAUGAGAAAAUGGAAGAUAUUAUAGCUGCUCAUCCAGGAGUGCGGAUGAUUACAACCAAAAAGGGUGACUGUGGUUUAGGAAUCAUGAUUUUAGAAGGAAAACAUGCAGAAUUAGGUCGAGGUAUUUUUAUAUCUGAUAUGCAGAAAGGUAGUCCUGCUGAAAAGUCUGGGCUUAGUGUUGGUGAUAUGAUAUUAGCUGUUAACAAAAUGAAACUUAUUGGUGCUGAUUAUGAGUUGGCUGCUUCUGUCUUAAAGAAUGAAGAUGGCCCUAUAACUUUUCUAGUUGUUAAUUCACAAAAACCUGGUUCUUCCUCCAGCCCAGUGCACAAUGAUAUCAAUCACGAAAAGAAACCCAGAAAUAGCUUAAUACCUCUACCUGAAACAAAUGGCCGUCGUAAAAGUUCAACCCCUUCUUCCACCUGUCCAUCGCCAUCCCCAAACAGUGUAUCACCAAAUUUGCCUGUUUGUCCUAUUCCUCCACCUGCUGAGUUUUCUGAUCCGUGUGUUACAUUAGAUUCUGUUGGAAAAGAGAUGGUGAUUGAUAUACACCGUGAAAAAAAUGGCCUUGGUUUGGGUAUAGUUGGUGGUUCAGACACCCCUUUAGGUUGUGUAAUAGUUCAUGAAAUUUAUGCUAAUGGCGCUGCUGCUCUAGAUGGAAGGCUAAAACCUGGUGAUCAGAUCCUUGAGAUUAGUAAACAUGAUGUUAGAGGAGCUACUCAUGUAGAAGCCAUUAAUUUACUCAGGCAUUCCAUACCAGUUGUAGAAUUACGCAUUUAUAGGCAUAAAGAGACUAGUGAAGUUUCAUCUUUGGCCGAGUUUACUGUUGAAUUUUUCAAGAAACCAGGUCGUGGUCUGGGAUUAAGUAUUGUUGGAAAACAUAAUGCUCCAGGAGUUUACAUUUCAGAAGUGAUUAAAGGUGGCGUUGCUGAUGUAGAUGGGAGUCUAAUGAUAGGGGACCAAAUUUUAGAAGUAAAUGGGCAAAACUUAAAGGAAGCUGAUCAAGAAAUUGCUGCUAUUUUAUUAAAGACUUGUGUAGGAAAUAUUAAUAUGAAAAUCGGGAGACUAAAAUGUGAAAUAAAUCUUCCACCUAGAAGAUCGAUGCACUAAAAAAAUGCUUCUUAUAAAUGUAUAGCACCCAAGUACCUUAUAUUGAUAUCCUGUGACUAUGCAACUUUUCAUCCCUAUGCAGAUAAAGAAAAAUGAUUUUUAGACAUUUUAAAAAAAUAUACUGCUUUAUAAUUUUCACAACUUUUUCCAGUUUCAAAUUGUAAUGAAAAUUUCCAGUUUUAUAGAACAAUAGAUUGUAUGAAUCUUAAUCUCGAAUUUGUUAAUUUUAUCUUCUUACAGAUGAAAAUAGUACUGAAUCCUACUACUUGAUAUUCAAGUACUUUUAAUGAAUAAUCUAGUUUAUCAAUUAAUGUUGCAAUGAUGAAGUUUUGAGAUAUUUAUAUACUGUUUUGUUAUUUUCAAGUUAUUUGUAGUCUUGAAUUAUUGAGUAUUUGUUUAUAUAUAUUGCUAGUUCAUUUUUACAUUAAUGUGAACUCUCUAUAUUAUCAUCUCUACUUUUUGAUAGUUGUAUUUAAACAUCAAUGAUAAACCCUUGAUAGAAGGCAGAUUUUUUAUUUAAAAUUAAAUAAAUAAAUAUGGCAAAAUAAAGAAGAUUUUAUUUGAAACAAUGUUAAACAAGGCAACUAUAUUAGAAGAUAAUUAGUUUAUAAAACUUGUUGUUCCAAAGAACAUAUGAAUGUGAUUUGAAUAAUUUUUAGAUUAGAAUAUUUGUUUUUACUUUUUAGGUAAAAAAAUAUUUUUAAAAAGUUUUGAAUUUAUUGACUAUUUGGUUUUUUGAAUAGCAUUUGAUUUUAUUCAGUAAUUUUCCACAGACAGUGGUUGAAUGCAUUUAGAUGGUUUUCUCCAGCAUUUAAACUGUUUUGUGUGAUAAAUAUUUAUUGUUAAAUUUGAGUCGUAUAGUCUUUUAUUUUAUUUUUAAAUCAUAUGCAUUAGCACUAAGAAAAGUCUGACCUAUAUGAUCUUUUAAAUAAAUAUCUAAGCUUCGGAAAUUUUCCCUAAAAGUUGUUGGUGAAUACAAUGUUUAUUAUGAAUUUGUUCUAUGUCUUUUAAUUUUGUGUUUAGGUUAUAUGACUGACUUUCUUUAAUGCAAACUUUUUUGUCUCAUAAAAAAUAUAAUUAUAAUAUAAAUUUUUAAAAACUUUCAAUUCUAUGCAAUUUUUAGUCAAAUAAAUGUAAUCCGCUUUCUCCAAAGAAAGAGCAUUAUAAAUGAGAAAUUACCUGCUUCUAUCAAUGAUGAUUGAUAUUGUUUUCAUGAAUUCAUUAUAAUUGCUAAUAUUUAUAAUAAAUAUUAACAAAUAUUUGUAAAGAAUUAGUUGCACGUCUUUUUAUUUUUGUUGACUGAUUUGCUUUUAUGCAGACUUGAUUAGUUUGUCACAUAAAUAAUGUAUGUAUAAUAAUAAAUUUUAGCCAAUGUCAGUUCUAUGCAAUUUUUAAAAAUCAGAAAUGAAUGCUUGCUUAAAAAAAAGAGCAUUAUGAAGUGCAAGAGCAUUAAAAGUUAAUUCGGUCAAUAAUUUUUUUAUAUUUUGAUGUACUGACUUAAAAAAGGGAUGCAAACUGUUUUUUAAUUUUAGUUAUUUCAAUGAUAAAUAUUGAGAAAAUGAUUUUCUGUUACUCAUUCAGAGUUUUGUCAAUUUUUCAUGUCAGAGUGCCAGCAAUCCAUUUUUCUGACAUUAUCAAAGAGUGGUAUUUUUUCCUCAUUCAAUGGUUAAAUUAUUUAGUGUGAUCAGAAACAUUGUAAUUUUGGAUUUUUAAAUGCUACUGUGGUUCUUGAAUAUUAUGAAUUACAUCAUAAAAUUUAGUCUUUCUUAUUCAUUUCAAUUUGUUGUUUAUAAAAUUUAGAGUGUCUUAAUCUUCCAUUUUUUCAUAUCUUAUGAAAUAGUUCUUGCUACUUUUUAUUCCUUGUAGUAUUGAUCCUUAAGUCCCCUUUUAAAUUAAUAUUUAGAAUUGUUUAAAAGUACUUAUAUUACACUGUACAACAUGAAAAAUAUCUUUUAGAUGAAAAUAUGUAUUUCUUGUAUAUUUUCUGUUAAAAAUAACAAAUCUGUAAAAUAAUUAUUUUCUUCGUUUACACGCACCAUUUUCUCUAAAAACCUUAUUUUAGCUUUGCGACUUAACAUAGUUUAAUAACACAUAAUAAAAAUUUUUGGGCAAAGGAAAUGCUCUCAUUGACUCUGAGACCGUCGCCAACAUUUUUGAUCUCAGAAGCCUCAUCUACCUUUCUGAAAUUUCAAGGAUAUGGAUUAAAAGUCGAGACAGUAAGGUGAUGGGCCUUUUUGGUUUUAAAAUAUGAAUCAAGCGCUUUCUGUUAUAAAGAAUCACCAAGUUUCAGCUAAUGGACAGUAAAAAUGUUUAAAUUUGUUGUACAGUGUUAUUAUUAUUUAGUUUUCCUAUAAUAAAUAUUUUUAGAAUGCUUUAACAUGGAUUAUGCUUAUAGAAAAGGUGCUUAUACACAAUGUUUAUGUCAAUGUUAUCUAGUUGAAAGAAGUAGUGUAAAUAUACUAAUUCAGAAUAGAACUAUAUAACAAUGUGCACUCUUAUAACAGAGCAUGUUUUUAAAGUAAUAUAAUUUUUUUUCCAUUAUUUAUUCAAUAGAAUAGAGUCUGUAAAACACUGUGAUUUGUAAAACCUAUAAAGCAAAAUUUCAAUUGCUCAAAUUAAAUAUUUUCCAGGGAGUUUAUAAACACAACUUAAAAGUCAUGAAAAUGUAUAUAUUUGAGCUUGUGAUUAAUGAUUUCUUUUCUUAAAUUUUUUUUUAAAAUUCAACUAAAAAUAUACUAAUGUUUCACAUUUAUUUUUCUUCACAUAUUUUGCAUUUCU
Molecule: messenger RNA, 7907 nt
Organism: Parasteatoda tepidariorum (common house spider)
Lineage: Eukaryota; Metazoa; Arthropoda; Arachnida; Araneae; Theridiidae
Product: multiple PDZ domain protein
Molecular function (GO): protein binding
Source: RefSeq, a predicted model, not a curated record